Molecule: messenger RNA, 1095 nt
Organism: Rubroshorea leprosula
Lineage: Eukaryota; Viridiplantae; Streptophyta; Magnoliopsida; Malvales; Dipterocarpaceae
Source: the annotation of a GenBank genome assembly
GUACUUCUUCUUGAUCUCUCCAAUUCUCCUUCCAAGCUUCGCCAAUUUUUUCCCCUUUCUCUCUCCCAAAUUUUCCCCAAUUUUCCUCCUCUUCGCCCUCGGAUCCUUUUUUUUUUUUUUUAAAGCCGAAGGUGCCCCCUAUUUAUACAGAAAUAGAGAGGACUCCAAUCCUUUUUCUAACUCUCAAUUCUAAUCCCAAUCCCCAAAAUUACAGAUAAUAAUCUAAUCCUAUUUGAAAUAUCUUCUGCGACUCUUGAUAAGAACUUCAAAUCCGAAAAUCUCUUCUUGUGUUGUUGUGGGCUAUCCAAACUUUGAAUGGAUAAGAAGAAUUUUUGUGAAAUUUUGGAGAUAAUCGGCGGCAAAAGGAAGAAAUGAGAUUUUGGGAAGCUAGGGGUAUUACUGUGGAAGUUAGAAGAGCACGCUUUGAGACUGAAAAUACUAGGUUUGCCAUUUUGGAUGCACCGGUCAGAUUUGGGCCACAGCGCGUGAGGUUCUGCCACCUUUCUGACUAGAACUCCGGCAGAGUAGCUCACCGGGGCCCUCUGAGAAAGUUUCUGAUGUUGCGUCUUGGAUUAUGGCACAAUUUUGUUGCAGAUCACUGUUCACCUGGGCAGUCCUAGGGAUGAGGGUCACAAGAGUUAUGUCCCAAAUAUGAUCAGUGGAGCAGCUCAAGCAGAUAUUGCUGUUCUGGUUAUUUCUGCCCGUAAAGAGAGGGGUGGGCAAACCUGUGAACAUGUUCAGCUUGCAAAAACUUUGGGCUUAUCUAAGCUGUUUGUGAUUGUGAACAAAAUGGAUAAUCCCACUGUUAACUGGUUAAGAGAAAGAUAUGAUGAAAUUGAAUCUAAGAUGGUACCUUUUCUGAGGUCUUCAGGCUACAAUGUGAAAAAAGAUGUCCAGUUUCUACCUAUAUCUGGUCUUCUUGGUUCCAACAUGAAAAUGAGACUGGACGAGCAUAUGCCCCUGUUGGAAUGGGCCUGCCUCUUUGAAGUUCUUGAUGCAGUUGAAAUUCCUCCUAGAGAUCCAAAAGGUCCUUUUAGGUAUGAUUUAUUACUGUAGGAAAUCGUACAACUCUAGGAAGAAAGUAGAAUUGUAUAA